UAUAAAUCCCCCGUCUCUCUCUCCCUCUCAAUAUCUUCAGAAAUUCGGAAAACCCUGAAACCAGAUUUCAUCGGGGAAGCAAGAAAAACGUUUUCUUCGAGCGCGAUGGAGUUUAGGCCCCUCGACGUCACCGUCCUGUCGGCCAAGGGCCUCAAGGACGUCAACCUCAUGACCAAGAUGGACGUCUACGCCGUCGUCUCCAUCUCCGGCGACCCCCGCACCGCCCAGAAGACCCCCGUCGACAAGGACUGCGGCUCCUCCCCCAAGUGGCACUUCCCCAUGAAGUUCACCCUCGACGAUGCCGCCGCCCACGCCAACCGCCUCACCCUCGUCUUCAAGAUCAUGUCCGACCGCUCCCUCGGCGACCGCGAGGUCGGCUCCGUACACGUCCCCGUCAAGGAGCUCCUCGAUGCCGCCUCCGUCGUUGAUGGGAAGAAGUCCGACGACGUCGCCCCGCCCCCGGCGCUCGAGAACGUCAUGAGCUACUGCGUCAGGACGCCGAAGGGCAAGCCCAAGGGGACACUCGAAUUCUCGUAUCGGUUCGGGGAGAAGUACACCGUCGCCGCCCCACCACCGCCCACGACCGCGAAGGGCGCGGAUGAGCCCGUGAUGGCGUACCCCGCGAUGGCCCAUCCCGGGUCAAGCUCCGCCGGCGCCGCUUACCCGCCGCCUGGGGGGUACCCGCACUACCCGCCGCCUGGGGGAUACCCGCAAUACCCGCCGGCCGGAGGGUACCCGGCUUACCCGCCACAGGUGGGUUACGGGUACCCGAACCAGCACCCGCACGGGGCGCAGGGUUACGGCUACCCGCCGGUCCAGCAGGUGAAGCCACCGAAGAAGAGCGGUGGGGGGAAGUUCGGGCUGGGGUUGGCCGGCGGGCUACUCGGAGGGCUGCUGAUCGGGGACAUGAUAGGGGACGCGGCUGAGAUGUCAGCGUAUGACGCUGGGGGUUUCGACGACGGCGGUUUUGACUUUUAGUUUUUUUUUUAUUGGAGUUUUCUGGAUUUUAAUAUGUAUAAUUUUUUUAUUACUUUUUUUAAAUGGAUUGAGAUGGGACGUAUAUGUAUAUGGUUAGAAAUCUAAUAAUCAGACCUCUUAUAUAUUGCCGAUGCUUUU
Punica granatum (pomegranate) is the source of this 1116-nucleotide messenger RNA. Lineage: Eukaryota; Viridiplantae; Streptophyta; Magnoliopsida; Myrtales; Lythraceae. The record is from RefSeq and is a predicted model, not a curated record.